Molecule: messenger RNA, 1480 nt
Organism: Punctularia strigosozonata HHB-11173 SS5
Lineage: Eukaryota; Fungi; Basidiomycota; Agaricomycetes; Corticiales; Punctulariaceae
Product: alpha-galactosidase
Exons: 14
Coding region: 10-1320 (436 amino acids)
Biological process (GO): carbohydrate metabolic process
Molecular function (GO): hydrolase activity, hydrolyzing O-glycosyl compounds
Source: RefSeq, a predicted model, not a curated record
CCGCUCUCUAUGGCCAUGCUUACCUGGAGCAUAGCUUUAAUUGUUACCAGCGCUGCAGUUGCGCGCGCGUACAACAAUGGGCUCGCGCUCACACCUCAGAUGGGAUGGAAUACUUGGAACCACUUUGGUUGCGACAUCAGCGAAGACACCAUCGUCAGCGCCGCCCAAGCGUUCGUGAGCUAUAAUCUGACACAGUACGGGUACGAAUAUAUAAUCAUGGACGAUUGUUGGCAAGCGCCCGCUCGUGACAAUUCCACUGGCGCGCCCGUCGCGGAUCCGCAAAAGUUCCCGAAUGGCAUCAAGGAUCUCGCCGACAAGAUCCACGACAUGGGUCUUAAGUUCGGAAUCUACAGCUCGGCGGGAUUAUAUACGUGUGGCGGACGGUUUGGCUCGCUUGACUUCGAGGUGAUUGAUGCUCAAACGUACGCAUCAUGGGGCGUCGACUACCUCAAAUAUGACAACUGCUAUAACGAGGGUCGCGCAGGCACCCCGCAAAUCUCCUUUGAACGAUUCAACAACAUGAGUCAAGCGCUCAAUGCUACUGGGCGACCGAUCCUGUACUCGAUGUGCAACUGGGGCGAAGAUGGACCAUGGAAUUUCGCUGUUACCAUAGCGAACAGUUGGCGCAUCUCCGGAGAUAUCAUGGACAGCUUUGACCGGUUUGACGACCGAUGCCCGUGUACUUCCGUCCUUGACUGCAAGCUGCCCGGCUUCCACUGCGCUAUGGCGCGGAUCAUAGACUUCGCCGCGCCCAUCGGACAGAAGGCCGGUCCCGGGAAAUGGAACGAUCUCGAUAUGCUCGAAGUCGGGAAUGGUGGCAUGACGUUCGACGAAUACGUCACGCACUUCUCCAUGUGGUCUAUUCUCAAGAGCCCCUUGAUUCUCGGCAAUGAUGUCACUAACAUGACAAAUGAAACCCUAUCCAUCAUCACCAAUGAGGCGUUGAUCGCGGUGAACCAAGACCCGAACGGAUCUCCUGCAUCACGUCAGACAAAUACCGCCGUCGACGGUGGUAGUAUCUCGCUUUGGCAAGGCAGCCUCGUGAACGACGCAUUCGUCGUUGCCGUAUUGAACACAUCACCCAACAACCAGACGACGACCAUCCAGAUGUCGGACGUGUUCUUCGACCAGGGAUCGGUUGCUGGGAGCGAGCCUUGGGAGUUCUUCGACCUAUGGCAAAAAGAUGAUGCGGGCACGUGGGGUAAGAGCAUAGGCACCGUCCAGGGCUCUCUGGAAGUCGACAUUGGCCCUCAUUCCGUCAAAGUAUGGAGGGCCAUUCCUCAGUCCAGCGCCACAAAGAGAUUUGUGGAGGAAUUGUGAUGCUCACAGGCUCACGGAUUCCCUUCGCGCUCAGCGGCUUGGCUUCGAUUCUCCGAGUGUGUUACGCUGUAUAUGCGCUGCUGCGCUCAUAGCCUCAGUCACUCUAGUGUGGAAUAGUCGUGCUGCGAGAGUGUAUUCGAUACGAAAUGUUAACGUUUCA